Syngnathus acus (greater pipefish) is the source of this 3448-nucleotide messenger RNA. It is a transcript of the gene kdm2ba, whose product is annotated as lysine (K)-specific demethylase 2Ba. NCBI's taxonomy places the organism in Eukaryota, Metazoa, Chordata, Actinopteri, Syngnathiformes, Syngnathidae. Bases 85 to 2472 code for a protein of 795 amino acids. Gene Ontology annotation, molecular function: zinc ion binding; histone demethylase activity; DNA binding. Gene Ontology annotation, biological process: regulation of transcription by RNA polymerase II; protein demethylation. The transcript has 10 exons. The record is from RefSeq and is a predicted model, not a curated record.
GCUGGGGGAGUGCGCUGUGUUCUCUCGAGUCUUGUUCAGCCAUGUUGGAUUUUUCUGCUUUUCACCAACGAUGAGCGCGGAGCCAUGGCCUUGUCAUUGAGUGGAGACGAUGAGGAAUAUGAUUCAGAGUCCGAACAGCAGCGUGCAGCCAAUCGUCCGAAGCCCAAGAUGGCAACACCUUCGGCUGUUAAACUACCAUCCAGUCGUAGCUCGUCGGGAGCCAGACGGAGAAGAACACGUUGCCGAAAGUGCGAGGCGUGCAUGCGAACAGAGUGUGGAGAGUGUCAUUUUUGCAAGGACAUGAAGAAGUUUGGUGGUCCAGGCCGCAUGAAACAGUCCUGCAUUAUGAGACAGUGCAUAGCACCUGUUUUGCCCCACACAGCAGUAUGCGUGGUCUGUAAGGAGGCUGGCAAAGAGGAUACACUGGAGGAAGAGGAAGACAAAUUCAAUUUCAUGUUAAUGGAAUGUUCUAUCUGCAAUGAAAUUGUCCAUCCCAACUGCCUCAAGGUGAGCGAUGCCUCUGGCGUGGUGAACGACGAGCUCCCAAAUUGCUGGGAAUGCCCUAAGUGCAACCAUGCUGGAAAGAGUGGAAAAGUAUUAAAGCAAAAAAGGGGUCCAGGGUUCAAGUACGCCUCCAACCUCCCUGGCUCUCUGCUGAGGGAACAGAAACCUAUGAAGGAGGAGGGGGACAUGUCGUCUUCACUCAAGAGAAGACCCGACAGAGAGGAGACACCCAGGCAUCGACCUGAGGAGCCUCUACACCGGCAGCCGCCCCUGUUGUCCCUGAACAGCGUUCCCCGCCCUCGACUCGAGGAUAAGCUGAGGAAGAAGAGGAAGCUCUUUGAUGAAGAGGAGGAAGAUGAUUUCAGAGGAAGGAUGAAGGUUGGUGUCAGAGAGUCCCUACUUCCGAUACAGGGAAUGUUGGGCCUUGCCAGUGAGAGGUCAGAAGACCCUUGUUUCUCAAAAAUCCUGCAGCAAAUUAAGAUGGAAGAAGAAGAUGCGUUUGAGGACGACGACGAAGAUGGAAGGGAACUUUUCCGGGGUUUUGUAGAGCGAAAUGGGCGUUUGGGCGGUGCUGAGGACUUGACAGAUGACAGAGACUAUAAAAAUGAUCUUUUGAAUUCUUCCCUCAAAUUGCCCACUGUGGACAGUGACCACUCCCACUGCAGCUCUCCACAAGCCGGCCCAAGCAGCGAAGGCGGGAGCGAGACCCAGGAAAAAGGCCCUCGUCCCAAAGCUCGGCGCAAAAGGCGUUUACCCAACAGGGAGUUGAGCAGAGAACUGAGCAAAGCACUAAACCAGGAAAUUCAGAAGACCGAAGACUGCCUGGCCAAUGAGAACCGCCAGCCUCUGAAGGUGGAGCCGGAGUCUGAAAAUGAAGAACCCAAGAGGUUGUUCCGGAAUAGCAAUGACCUCGGCGAGCAGAGGUCCCACCUUAAGACCAAGGAGAUGAAUGGCACCCCCUGGGAACUGCGCCACUUCUACCCGAGUCAGAUCACGCCGCUGGGCUUCAACCGGAGCACGCCGACCACCCGACCGGUGCCUCCGCGCUCGCCACCCAAGUGUGUCCAAAUGGAACGCCACGUUAUCCGGCCCCCGCCAAUAAGCCCACCUCCUGAUAGACUGCCUCUGAAAGAUGGCAAAAUGCAUGUCCUCCAGCGUGAGGUCUGGAUGACCAUAUUCAACAACCUCACACAUCAGGAGCUCUGCUGUUGCAUGAGAGUGUCCAAGACAUGGAACAGAUGGUGCUGCGAUAAAAGGCUGUGGACAAAGAUCGAUCUGAACCGCUGCACGUCCAUCACGCCACUCAUGCUCAGCGGGAUCAUUCGGCGACAGCCACUCUCCCUGGAUCUCAGCUGGACCAACAUUUCCAAGAAACAAUUAAGCUGGCUAAUUAACAGAUUGCCAGGUCUGCGGGUGUUGAAGUUAUCCGGGUGUUCGUGGGCUGCUGUAUCUGCGCUCUGCACCUCCAGCUGCCCACUACUCCGAACACUGGACGUCCAGUGGGUGGAGGGGCUCAAGGACGCACAGAUGAGGGAUCUCCUCUCACCUCCCACAGACAACAGGCCAGGUCAGCUAGAUAACCGCUGCAAAUUGCGGAACGUGGAGGAUCUGCGUCUGGCAGGCCUGGAUAUCACCGAUGCAUCUCUCCGCCUCAUCAUUCGCCAGAUGCCUCAGCUUUCCCGGCUGGACCUGAGCUACUGUAACCACGUCAACGACCAGUCAGUCAACCUGCUGACAGCAGCCGGGACCACCACUCGAGACUCACUCACAGAAAUCAACCUGUCAGUUUGUAACCGGGUCACAGAUCAUUCCCUGAACUUUUUCAAGCGUUGUGGAAGCAUCUGCCAGAUUGACCUUCGCUUCUGCAAGCAGGUGACCAAGGUGGGCUGCGAGAGGUUCAUCGCCGAAAUGUCCGUGAGCGUCCCGUUUAGACUGAAGGAGGAUAAACUGCUGCAGAAGACCAGCUAGUUCGCAAUAAUCAAAUGGAUCGAAUGACAAUUUGCACUUAUUGGCACGUUUUUCUUUUUAUACUUGGCCUGCAGUAGAUCUCUGAAAUUAUGUCACAAUUAGAGGAAUCAACAAGAUUGAGAUGGACCAGUGCAAGACGGAAAGAACUAGCAUGCAUUUGUGUUGAGAUUGUAUUUCUAUAUAUAAAAAAAAUGUGCUUGUAACUGACUGUUCAGUUGUUUUGAUUUUCUUCCUUAAAUAUUUGAAAGCAGUAUUUUUAUACAAACGCAAGUUUACUAUAUGUCCACUCUUGCUUGGGCGCUCAUUUUCUGAGGAAGGCAACCUAUGUCAAGCCAGCCUUUUCGUCGUACUCUGGCCCAAAAAUUUAUUUGACAUGGGGACAUAUAUAAAUCACUUGUAACAUAACAUGCACCGUAUAUACUUAAAAACAAAACAUUACGUUAUGGUAUAGUUCCAGGACAUCUAGGAUGUAUUUCAAUAAUGGAGUUAACAAAUGUCACGCUUCACAAGUCUUUUUUUUUUUAACAGUUUGAGUGUUGUGGUUUACGGGGUACCCUGACAUUUAAGCAUUUAUUUAUUUUUACUAUAGUUUGUAUUUAUUUGUGUGCUUAGCAACUAGUCUUUGGCAUAGCUAUCGGACCCAGCUAGGUCAAAUGACACUUGCAAAUAUUUUAUACGAAAGUAGUUGAUCUGGUUUAACGGUCAAGCCAGUAGGAGGAAGCUGACAUUUAGCACUGAUUUCACGGAUGCAAUGAAAGCUACCUAUCUGGUCGUGCACACCAGUUCAAAUGAUCAAUUUAUCUGCAUUACCUGUGUAAAUAACUCCAUGCAGUCGGUGUUGUGUGUGUACAGUAUUUUGGGAUGUAUUGUGCUGUGAUUAACCUGCUAUCACCUCAGGUGAAUGUGAUGUUUAUAUUUGUAAAUUCAAAAGCUCAGUGCUAAUAUGCAUUAAAAAGACUUCCAUUUGUACCAUCAA